This is a messenger RNA of Heterotrigona itama, 4171 nucleotides long. NCBI's taxonomy places the organism in Eukaryota, Metazoa, Arthropoda, Insecta, Hymenoptera, Apidae. The record is from the annotation of a GenBank genome assembly.
AUGGCAGAAGUACGACUUUACGACUCGACGAUUUGUCGACUGUGUGCGGAAGACAAUGGCAACGGUGAAUUAUUGUACAUGGGCGAGAGCGACGAUCCAGAUUUGAGUUCUAUGGUCAAUCGGUACUUGCCGCUCAAGAUACGGGAUGAUGGCAAACUACCACGCACCAUUUGCCCUGGUUGUAACAUUCAACUGGAGGCUACGAUACAGUUUUUUGAAUUAUUGGUGGAUGGUCAAAGAAAAAUUCGUGAGAUGUGGAAGCAUCAGAUAGAACAGCAACGUAAGGCCGAACGAGAACGCUUACGUGCAGAAAAGGAAACUACAGAAGUCAGAUCAGAAGCAUCACAACUAGACAAUAUUUCAAGAUACAACGAAGAGGACCAGUUUGAACAACAGAUUAUAAUAAAAAUAAUGCCAGAUGGUUCUAUGUAUGCUGCUGAACACGAAAUGAGUUUACAAAUGGAGGGAUUGAGCAAACCAAAACGAAAACGAGGACGUCCACCGAAGUCUCAUACAGAAAAUAUGUCUAUGGAAUUGGGGAAAAGAGAAGCAGUAGAGAUAGCUAGUCAAGAAGAAGAAGACAAACAUGAAGAAGAAACAGAUGAACUAGAUGGAGAUGGAAGACGUCGUAGAAAGCGUAAAGUUCCUAAAAGAUAUAUGGAAGCUGUUCAGGGGAAAGAACUAGAAAGAAUAUACAAAGAAGAGGGAGUAAUUGAUGAAGAAGAUGAUGAUGAACCUGAUAAUUUUGAAGAUUCUGAAGAACAAUUAAAUAUGUCUGUUCCUGAUAGUCAUGAAGAAAUAAUUGGUCACUUAGAAUCUGAAGAAGGAAAAGAUCUUGGAGAAUUGGUGAUUGUAAAUCGAGGUAGAGGACGAGGUCGACCAAAAUUACGCCGUAGAAGAAAUAAAUUCACAUGUCAAUUGUGUGGUCGAGGAUUUCUUCAACGUAGCAGAUAUAUUGUACACAAGAGUUUUCACAAAAGUAUAAAGUACGAAUGUUCAGAAUGUAAAAAAUUAUUUACAAGUAAAGAAAAUUUAGAAUUGCAUCAAAAGGCAACUCAUGAUGUUGGGAAUGAUAUUAAUCAAGAUUUUGAACAUAUUGUUCAAGAUCCAAACUUUGAAUCAAAACAGCACUUAUCUGAAGGAGAUGAUAUAUCUAGCACACUUGAUCAUGCUUUAACUGAGGAACAACAUUCAAAUAAAUUGUCAAGUAAUUCUAGUGAUUCUCAUAAAAAUUUUUCAUGUGAUCAAUGUGAGAAGUUAUUUGAAACAAAAGAAAUGCAUGACUUACAUUUAAAAAUGGCUCAUGAUCGCGAUAAAUUAUUUAUAUGCACUAUUUGUAAUAAAAAUUUCACUCAACAAGCGGCUUUGAAACAUCAUUUGUCAAUACACGAGAGAAAUAAAUUAGAGAAAGAGUAUCCAUGUGAUAUUUGUGGAAAAGUGCUUAAUCAUCCUAGUUCUGUGGUGUAUCACAAAGAAGCAGAACACAAUAAUGGACGCCGAUUUGUUUGCAACAAAUGCGGGAAAAGUUUUAAACAUAAACAACUGUUACAACGUCAUCAACUUGUUCAUUCUGAUGAUCGGCCAUAUAUUUGUAAAUCUUGUAAUGCCAGUUUUAAAACAAAAGCAAAUUUAAUUAAUCAUCAGUCUACACAUACCGGGGAAAAGAAAUAUUUUUGCGAAAUUUGUGGACAACAAUUUGCACAUAAAACUAGUCUUACACUCCAUUAUAGGUGGCAUACAGGACACAAACCUUAUACAUGUGAGGUAUGUCAUAAAAGUUUUUCACAAAAUGGAAAUUUACAAGAACAUAUGCGAAUACAUACAGGAGAAAAACCUUAUUGCUGCGAUUAUUGUGGUAGAAAGUUUACUACUUCUUCGCAAUUUAAACUUCAUGUUAAACGACACACUGGCGAACGUCCUUGGAAAUGUGAAUUUUGUGCAAAAUGCUUUUUGCAUAAAGAUACGUGGAAAUGUCACGUACGCAGACACAAAGGAGAACGUCCUUUUCAAUGUGCUCAUUGUAAUCGAGGUUUUACUGAACAAUGGGCUUUAAAAAAGCAUCUUCGUUUGCACACCGGUACAUAGAGAAAAUAAACUUUCUGCAAUAAGUGAAAUAGAAGGAUCUCCUAUCGGAGAAGUUUGGCAAAUUUUACCAAGUUCUCAAGAAUCUGAUGAGCAUUCAUUAACUGACCAAAUGGCACAAGUUAUUGCGGAUGAGACAUCUGGAGAUGGUAUUCAACAAAUAAUAUAUGUUUCAUAUCAAGAUCCAGAUGAUCCUAAUCAAUCUCGAACUUUGCAUUUCGUUGAUACUGGAAUGAUGAGAAAUAAGGAGGAGAAACCAAAUGUAAGCCAAUCAUUAUCACAUUUAAACGUUAGCAAUGAUGGAAUGCUUUCUAAUCCAGUUCAUGCUAAUGAAAAUAAUAGCUCAAACGAACGAAUAAAUGUGGAACUUUCAGAAUCUGAUCUUCAACUUCAGAUUACAGAUGAAGAAGGUAAUCCAAUUCCUCUUUCAAUUCAAGAUGCCCGACAGCUUUUAUCUCAAAGUCAAUUUGUUAAUCAAUUAAGUGAUGGUCAAGAAAUCCGAGUUCACCCUGGUGUCAUACCAGAUGAAUUAACAACACCAUUAAAUGUACACGUUAAUCAAAAUUCUGACAAGAAUGUUGACAUUUCCAAUGCGGUAGAAACAAAAGUGAAAAAUAUUUCAACUGUACAAACAGAUGCAGAAGCAAUUGUGAAAGCACUACAGGAUGAAGAUACAGAUGCAAAUGCUGUUGCAACAAUUAAUCAAAUAGAAGGAUCAGAACAAUCAGAAAUUGCCGAAAACGAACAAGCAAUAGAAUUCACUACACAAGAUGGUCAGAAAGUUCGUUUAGUUACUUCUUAUCACGUGGAUCCAAUGCAACUUGCUUCUGAGUACCUGACUAUUGUAUAAAUUUUAAAAAUAAUUAUGGUUCAUACAAACAUUUUAUACUGAAUAACUGAAUUUUUAAGAUACAUUACUUAUUAAUAAAACUUUGCUAGCUUACAAAAUUGAUUAAAUCAUGUACAAUUAUAAUUGCUAGAUAGAUAAACAGAUAGAUAGAUAAUUGUUUAUUCCUAUAGACAAUUUCUUGUUUUAGUUCUCUAAAGCAAUUAUAGUCGUAUUGAUAAAUGCUCCAAAAAUUUCGUUAAUAAUUAGACAAUAUAUUCGGAAAGAUCUCCAUAUAAAUUGCUUUUUCUUAUUUUAUUUUUAAAUAGUAAAUUAAUUUAACGAAAUUCUUAAAUGUCUUACUAAAUAUUGUAAUAAUCGAUCGAUGAUAUAUACGCGUGCUUAUAUGUAGAUUAUGUAUACAUGUGUAAUAAAUAUUUAAAACAUUUGUUAUUUCUUUUUCGAUAUUUAAUAUAUUAAAAAAAAGAAUGAUACAAAAAUUUUAUUAAUUAUUUUCAAAAUUUCAUUUAAAAGUUUAAAUCAUAUUCAUUCACCUUCAGAAAACCAGCAUCUCUACAAAGUUGAUACAUUUGAUUUAAAUGUUCAUUAUUCUCAAUAACAUGAUCUUUCAGCAAUAAUUCUGUUCUUAGAUUUGAACCAAUUAAAUCUUUAUAUCCAAUUAAUUUUGUUCCAACAUUCAAGGUAUUUACCCACAUUGUAUUUCCCAAAUGUAAAUUUACCUAUUUAAAUUUAAGUUUAUAUUAUAUCUUUUCUAUAAACAUUAUGAAAAUCGAUAAAAAUAUUCAAUAACAAAUAAAUUAACAAUAAUAAUAUAUUGUACCGUUCCAAUUACAUAAGAUUUGUCAUCAACAUUUUCUUUAAACCACUGAUGCACAGCAUUAAUUGCACAAUUAUUCCAAACAUAUUCAUUAUCAUGUGGAGCUAUACCAGUUAAAAAUACUUCCAUCACUUGAAUAGGAUAUUUUAUAAGCUCUUCUGGCAUAUAUAACAAUCUAUAUACCUAAUAUAGAAAAUUAUAUUAAUAUAUUACAUAUUUUGUACUGUUAUGCUAUAUGAAUACUUACUUCUACUUUGUUCAAAAUUAUUCCAUUGUCAAUACAUUUUACAUUUACGUAUUUUGGAUUCCCUGUUUUAUUUUCUCUCUCAAUAUGUAAAAUUUGUACUCUUUUAAAGGUAUCUACUGGCUCUUCUAAACCACAUAUAUAUCCUACAUCUAGCAUUUCGCAUCUCUUCCUACAAUAA